Misgurnus anguillicaudatus (oriental weatherfish) is the source of this 2660-nucleotide messenger RNA. It is a transcript of the gene bbc3, whose product is annotated as BCL2 binding component 3. Gene Ontology annotation, biological process: positive regulation of apoptotic process; intrinsic apoptotic signaling pathway; positive regulation of release of cytochrome c from mitochondria. The record is from RefSeq and is a predicted model, not a curated record. NCBI's taxonomy places the organism in Eukaryota, Metazoa, Chordata, Actinopteri, Cypriniformes, Cobitidae. Gene Ontology annotation, cellular component: mitochondrion.
GGAGGGCGUGGCCAGCGCGAGAGGGUCGCGGGAGUGAGCUCAACUUGCUGUCAUUAUCACCGUGCGGCUCAGCUCAAGUCAUAAAUCGCGAUCUAACCGCAAGACUCAAGAACACAUCGGCAAGCCAUCAAUGGAUUUAGUGAGUAAACGCGAGUAAACGACCGUAGACAACCGGAAUAAAAUUACAUUUUUUGGACAUGCACGGACAUCCCACCAACUGGUGUUUUUGAAGAACGACUUGUAUCAGAAAUAAGUGCAGGACUUGUUUAACCCUGGAACUACUUACCUACUGACUUAAAACAACACUCUUUAAAGGCUGUGUCUGGUAUGGCCCGACCAGAGAUGGAAAGCAGGGUAGACGACCGCAACCCUGGAGCACCACAGAGCUGCAGGAUGGAGGUGCUUCGCCAGGACACGUGGUCGAGUGGCGGCGUCAUUCAGCCUUGCCGCCGGCACCGUACCAUCGCUACUCAGACCAGCUCUGUCUCCGCACCGCUAUCCCAAAUCCCCACACAAGAUGCCUUCAGCUUGGACAGUGUCCGGCAACAGGAGACUCCACUCAGGGACAAUACAGGUACAGAACAAGAAGUCUUCAGCCCGAGUGAAAGCCAUUUACCCAUGCCCGACCUACUAUCAGACAACCAGAGCUCCUCAGAGGACUCUGCUGCUGAGGACAAUCCCCGACUGGAGGAGCGAGCAGUAACAAGGGUGGCCAUACAGCUGAGGACCAUAGGAGACGAGAUGAAUGCGGUUUUGCUUCAAAGGAACGCCGCGCCACGCUGGCAGAACUGGAGGGGGCUGUACCACGGACUCGUCGCCUUUGUUGCCGACACCAUCAAUGCUCUGUACCAGCACGGGCUCAGAUAAACAGACGGGUUCGAGUCUCAGGAAGAGUGCGGGCGCUCUCCUGCCGACUACUUAAAAACUGUUUCUGCUCUGGGAUUUUUUUUCUGCAGGAUCAGAUAUCUUUGUUCAUUUUUGUUUGGGUCUAGUUUGUUUCCUAUCGUUUCCUAAUGUAGCAUACAGUAGCGACUGAAGUGUGUGUCCCGGUAUAGAUGUCAGUAGGUGGUGCCUGUUUUUGACAAAUGUGAAGCACAACUAUUAGGUACUCGGCUUCUGGUGCAACUCCUUUGCAUCUUCGACUCGAAGGUUACAUUAAGUCGGGUUGCUCUCGAGAAAGGAGAUUGAUUAGAUAUGCGUAGGGCCUCGGGCCCAGAAGUGCUUUAUCUGUCAUGGGUUUUGUCUCAGCUGCCUUACAGGAGCAAUAAUUGUGCCGCACUAUCAGUCAGAGCACGUGCCCGCAUAGCAUUAAUGGGAAACGGGUGAUAAUGAUCAAGACUAUUAAGAUAAUGGAAUGCGCACAUGCUAUGUUAAUGGAGCACAGCUGUAUUGUGCCUUGCUAACACCCUUCAAUGAGCCCUUCAAUUAUUAAAGCCAUCGGGGACAAUCAGCGGGUAGUGUGCAGGUGCCCUUUUGCCCCCCCUCCCUACCUAAAUCUACACUUCGGGACACAAAUUUGCCACUUAAUUCUGAGAUUGGUCACCUCCAAUGGAGGCAAUGGAGUGAGGCUGGAAGCCUUGUCGAAAAGCCACUAGUUGUUGAAAUGGCUGGAUAGCAGUGUUAAUAUUUGUAUGGAUCACACGUGUACAUAUUUUGCAAAAAAAAAGGACAAAGGAUAGAAGGAUUUGGGAGUUCUUUUUCUUAUGUGUGUAUAUUUUGAUGAAAUGUCCUUAAAGUACUUAUUUUCAUGUUUGUUUGUUUUUCAUUUCGGAGCGGUAAGAACAGUUCAUCCAUUAUUUUGGACCAACACUGGAAAGCAACUACUUUUCUUGAAUCCAGUGGAUUUCUGACAAAUUUAGAGAUUUAAAUUAUCCAAGUAAACAAAGUCCUGUAGCAUCUUUUCAGAUGUACUUUCUUCGAUUCUCAAUGUUGAGAAGCACAGGAUAAAUGUCCAUUUGUACAUUUGGUUAUUUUGAUGACAAAUAAAAUAUGUUAGGAAUGAUCAGGACUGAAUGAGCAUGGAGAUAUGCAUUAGUGUUGUGUUGUAUGGACCAAAUAUCUGUUAUAACUUAUUUGUCAUCAUUUCCCUCAACAAGACACUCAACUUUACUGCUGUAAUUUAUUUGAUGAGGUUAAUGUAAGGAAAUAAAUAAAUAAUAAUAAUGAUAACCUGAGCCAAACGUCCAUCAUACUUGAACAGAUGUGUUUCAAAGUAAUGUGAUGGCCGGGAGAUACAGUUUUUUCCAGCGGCCUUUAACUGGACAGCCUUUACAGAGACAUAAAACUGUUAUGUGUUUUAAGCACUUCCCUCAAAAACCACUUUUGAAUAAACAGACAUUUGGUUGGAAAUCCCUUCAACCACUCAUUUCACUGGCUUAUUAAUGUGGGUACAAAGAUGUCUAACCUGUGGCUACCUAUCUCAUGACUUCCUGUGUAAAUCAACGUGGUCCACUUUUCUUGUGGUCGCCUUGUUAGUUUUCUGAUUCAGCCCAUCGGUGAAGUAAAGGCUUAAUGUGUACUGUCAGAUUCACACUACUCUCAAGCUCAUGUCAAGACUGGUUUUUUGUACUUUUGCCAUAUGAAUUUUUCUAUGUAAAAUUUCUAUAUGAAUUUUGUAUUGUUUUUCCUUACCAUUUUCAAUAAAUAUAAGAAUUACAGUA